Messenger RNA from Porites lobata, 10938 nucleotides. Lineage: Eukaryota; Metazoa; Cnidaria; Anthozoa; Scleractinia; Poritidae. The record is from the annotation of a GenBank genome assembly.
AUGUCUGACAAUGACAAAUCUCUAGAAGAUUUCUUCGCGAAAAAGGCGAAAGGGAAGAAGGGGAAAGGGAAGAGCAAAUUCACCACUAGCGAUGCGAUCACGAAACAAGUUGGAAGCUUUCAAAAGGAGACGGACAGCCGAUCUAAGGAUCAAACUGGUAAAAAGUCCUCAGGAGUAGCACCAACACCGUCCAAUCUAGUAAGAAUAUCUUUUAUUUUAAUAUCUAGUCGAAAGAACUGUCUACGAAACCGGCUAUUUCACAAUGUGGGAUGGAGUCACGUGUAGAUUAUUUCGCAAUUAAAAUAAAACGUUUUGCCCUAUUUUCCGUUCCAGUUAACUAUUUUUUGCCAUUCUAGGCACAAAUUCAAAAAUUUCUUGGCUUUUGUGGCUUCGUGUACAAAUUAUGCUGCCAUGUUCCCAGUUUCAACAGGGAAUAUGGUUGUACAUAAUUUAUUCAUAUAUUCUUGAAAGAAAUUUGAUUUAAAAUUCAUUUUGUUUUUAUAAUUAGUGAAACUUGAUCACUGCAUCGCCCAGAAUACUAUUGUCUUUUGUGACAUGUUCUUACAGUGCACAGUUUCUCAAUGUGCGGCAUAAUAAUUGAAUAAAUAAGCUUUCGGAAAGCCAGCUAAAGACCAACCACUCUCGUAAGAGAAUCAGUAGCUGUUAAUCACUGUACCGGUUUAAUGCAUAAAGUGUAUUAGAUCUGACUGCGUGCAACAGCCAGACAAACAUUUGUCAAAUGGCAAAAGAAAUGAGCGGAACACUUACCUCUAUUUCAUCGUUGCGUUUCAUUUUCGGUCAGAGCAGCUCAUAUUAUAAAAGAGGUGCUCUUUUACUCGAUUGGUUUCCAUUGUGUUGGUCACGGAGUUAAAAAUCAUAGAGUUUUUCUAUUUGUAAGAUGAAGGAGGUGAAGUAAAUGCAAGACAGAAUAUUAUUCUCUCUUGGUAUAUGACAUUUGAGUUUAACAUCAACGAGUCGCUUAACAUUUAAAAAGCUAGAGCCUUUUCUUAAUGCUUGAGGGAACAUUGUGUGAGAUAAUUAUUCAAAUUUUGAUCCAUUUCAAUUCAUUAAUAUGCAGGCGGGAGUUUCAAACCAAGUCGUGUGUGUCCUCGAGAUUUACGAACGUAAGCGAGCAGGACUACUUUUAGAAAUUGACGAAAAGCCAGAACUUCCCAACAACAUAAUCGUACCAAACUUUUAGAGAGUCUUCCUUAAUGGUCAAACUAACAUGGCCAUAUGCUGACGCUUGAAUAAAGUGACUUGCUGAACAGAUAUUUAGCCUCAAACGUGACCUCCCAUACAAAAUAGUGACUAAAGUAGCCGAUUUUCAAAGCGAAAAAGCCAGAACUUCUACGAGGUCUACAGAGUCACCAGCAGUCUUGUAUUUUUUAUUAACGUCUCUUCUACAAAAUCCAUAUGCUGACACUAAUAAUUUUUAUAUAGUUAAGGCGAAAAAGUGUAAAACGUGAGCCACUCUGAACAGUUUUGGCUGUUUUUUCUUUGUUUUGGCCUCGGUUUGCUGAUCAUCGUUUCAUAUUUGGUGCUUGGAGUGCGCUUUAAGUUCCCGGAUAUGUCGCAUGAUUCUGGGCGAUGGAUUGAAAGCCUUACGAGCAGUCGACUAAGUAAGCCUUAUAAUGCAGCAAAAUAUAUACAUGUAUUUUGUAGUCUGCAAGGUUUACUUACACAUUGUGCAUUUUAUUGCGGUCUUUGUUACAGUAAAGGGCUGUCAAACUACCACAAUAAUUCACCCUUGGGAAACUACAAAAAAGUGUCCAUAACCGGCGCUAUUUGAUUGUAGGCAUGGCCCUUCUGACUUCCCAUAAGCAAUGGAAGAGAUACAGUAUGUGGUCCAAAAACAAAACUAAGACUAGCAUGAUAAAAACUGUGUAACUGAGAAUACGGACAUGGAAUUUAAGACCCUCCCAUGUGGUCAUUGAUAAAAGACUUUCAAUAUCUUUAUCACUGUUUGAUUAACCAUCAUUAAUCAAUUACUUCUCUUCACUAAGUAGAGUGUUUGCUGAGAGAGCUUUGAAUGAGGGCACUUUCCAAAAGUCAGAACUGGCCGGCCAGACCAUUACCAGACCAGUCAUUUUGACAAUGAAAUAGGCUUUUUCCAAGAGUUUUUGCUGAAUAACUGUCUCCUUCGUGUAUAUUAUUUUAGGAUUUGACUGAUCUGGCUGGAUAGUUUUGAUUAAAAGUGAAAUUCUCAUUGAGGGCUGGUCAGUUCUGACAACUGGAAAGCACUGUGAGAGUACUUGUAAAACUAAAGAAACCAGACAUAUACAGGGUCUUUUUAAGUUUUAAAGUACACAGCUAGGAUGUAAAUGAAGGUGGCCUGGCAGUCAUUGAAGUACUGUAGGCAAUUUGAGGCUUUCACUCCCUUAUUUUACCCAUUUUCCCCCAAAAGUGGAGGGCUUAAACCCCAAAGCAGCUGGUUUUUUAGCCAGUUGCUGGCAUUUUAUGAGUAGUUUCUUGGUCAAGCAUUCCUCCUUCUCAAUGCAUAAAUUACAUCUUGUACCUGUGUAAAAAUAUAUAAAAAAAUUCUGUUGCCUGAUGAUUGCUUUGUGAGAAGCAUGAAACUCAGACUUGCAAAUAAAUGUGUUUGAAUUAGUCCAAGUCCAGAAAUCUAUAUUAUGAAAAAACUGUAUAAUUAUAUAGGAGGGAUAGCACAAUUACGCGUAACCCGGUAGUUUUCAGUAUGACCCACAACUAAGGACAGAAAAUAAGUAUUGAAAUAAAAAUAAAAAGGUUAAGAAUCCCAACUGGCCAGAUACAAAACAGUUGGCAGCCUAUUUACAAGGGUGGAUAAGGAGUUGAAAUUUGUUCUGCUGAGAACAAAUCCAGCUAGUGGUUAGUUUGAACUUGAGGCCAACACUCUGACUGCUCAGUGAUGCUGCUCCUCCAAGUGUAUUAAUUCAGUGCUCUUAUGACUCAUUGUACUGUUUUUCAGGAUGAAGAGGAAUGGAUUGAUUUUCAGGAGCCAACAGAAAAGGAUUACUCUGGUCUAAGAAUACAGUCGCUUCAGAUCUCGUAAGUUACAUGUACAUUGUAUAACAUUAAUUGACCACUACAGAAAAUUAUUACCAUAACAUAUCAUAAUGAUCUUUGUUUGCCACCCCAAAAUUUUGCGUAGCAUUGUUUUCAGUUUCUCAUGGGGCCAUUUUAACUCCCAAGAGAAACUGAAGACAAUGCUUAUGCAAAAAUUUGGGGUGACAGACAAAGAGCAUUACGGUAUGUUAUGGUAUUUUCUGUAGUGGUCAAUUACUGUUUUUGAACAAUGAUAUAAUUCCACAUAAAGGAAAAAAGUUAAUUCUAGAUUCUAGUUGCAACAUUACAAGAGAGUUGGAUCAGGAGUCAAUAACAUCACUUUCAGUUUUGAUCCGGCUCCCUUGCCCAGUGUCUCUCAGCUGGCAGACGGCUAAACCAAGAAAGUACAAGCAAAAAUUACACUAGCUAGACCCCCAAAAUUAAACAUGUUUCACAGAGGCCGUUGGAAAUGUAAAGAGAAAAGAAGCAUUUUUUUUUAAUUAUCAUGGUAGAACUCUAUGGUGGUCUCAUAAAAAAUUUUGUCUCUUUUUUGUAUUUCUUUUAAAGUGAGAACACUGAAGGUGAAAAUCCUGAAGGAAAUGAUCAAGAAGAAGAGGAUGAUGAAGGUACUAUACUCUUGCUUUUGCAUCCUCAGAACAAUUAUCCUUCAACUUAAACAGUUCUGACUGUAAACUUAGCAAUGUUGUUUUCAGCUCUACAAUAAUUAUGUCAAGCUGUGGUGCUUUAUGGCUUUAAGCCAUUCGCCCCUGAGCUGCCAGCAACCGCCCUUGUGGAUCCAUCAUUUCAAACCAUGUGAGAAUGAGCACAAUUCAGUUAACAACACCAGAGAAAAAGACAAAACACCAUGUAACAUGGACAUGAAAAUUUCCACGAAAAUCUUGUUCCACUGUACCCACAUAACUUUCCUUUCAUCUAAUCCUACAUGUUGUGUUGUAAGAUCCUAAAAGCUUUCCAAAAGAUUUUUCCUACCAAAAUGAAGCCUACUUAAUGCCCAGCAAAAGAAAACAAAAUGAGGCAAGACAAACGAAAGAAGAAGGAAGGGCAGAAAGCGAAAAAUAGAGGUCAAGACUGCUGUGCCAAUUUUAAACCCAAAAACCACCUCAAAAUUUUGAUUUCUGCACAUGCCCAAACUUUGCAAGGUAAUAUUUUUGCAUCUGGAUCAGAAGGCCGUGCAAACGGCUUUGUGGUAAGUUUUUUAGCUCUUAAUAGCAUGACAGUGACCAAAAACCUACUUGAUUAGCUUCAAAAUGUGUUUUUCGGCAAGAUUUCCAAGGCUGAAUUGGUUAAGUAAAGUACAGUACAAAGUUUUUUGAGAAAAAUCCAAUUUUCAGCAUAAAACAACCAAAUCUGGCCAUUGGAUGUUAAAUUAGGUGAAAAAAAAUCAGCAAAAGGCAAUUUUUAGGUUUUUUGAGUAAGGAAAUCAUUGUCUGUGCACUUUAUUACCUUAUUACAUAUACAUGAAUUCUUUGCAACACAGUCAUUUACAUGUACUUAUUUUAGGAUUUAGAGGUCAUCUGCAGUACAUGUAUUUGAUGGCUUUGUGUUGGUGUCGCAUUCAGAAGUGCUCUUACAUGAAUAUUUUAAGACUCUACCAAUGUGGCAUUUCCAAGUUUGUUAUUUCCUUGACAAUGUGGUUUUUAACAUUUUUCAAAUUCAGGUAUGAUAACUUGAUUCAAAAACAUCAGCACCAGUAAAAUAAUGACCUUGCAGUGUAUGUCAACAGUAUCAACAGACAGUUGUGAGGAGUUGUUUAUGUUUAAUAUACUACUAAGUCUUCGUCUUAUGUUCUACUUGGUGUUGAAUGAAUACAUGUAUUUAUCAUUAUCCUUCUCCAUUUGCUCUGAAAAGUGGUAACCAUUAAGGUUUGUAAAGAAAAGUAUAAUGCAAGCCAUCUGGUAGGGUGUGAUAUAAAAUCAGAAAUUGUGCGAUAUUUUCAGGGUAGAUUGUGCGAUAAGAUAGGACAAUUAUGCGAUAAAUUAUGCAAUUUUUUCAGGGCUAAUUUACAUUGUUUUACCAGGUUUCAAAGGAGAAAAACCACUUAAAUGUUGUUUAACAGGCAAUUUGAAUGUAAAGGAAUAAUAAAACAUUUAUUUUAAAACAAAAUAGUUUAAUUUGUCCGAUUAUUUUGACCUGGAAAAGAAAAAGGACACUUGCUUAAUAUUACAUGGCACCUUUGCACCGCUGACCACCCUACUUGUCUCUGAAAUCAAAAUGGCUGCCCAGAUACCGCAAUCAAAGGUUUCAGAUGCCUUGCAAGGCUUUGUUUAGUGGUAAAUCACCUUGACUAACAUUAAGAUUGGGAAAAUGUUUAAUUAUAGUUAGAAUUCAUUGUUUACUUUCCUUGAAUUUAGCAUUUUUUUACGAAUUAUGUGAUUUUCCUCAAAUUGUGCGAUCGGAUGCGAUUUGAGGUCAAUUGUGCGAAAUCGCACCAUUGCAUAAUAUCAGAUGACCUGACAAUGUAAUGCCAUUUAAUCUCUCGCACACUUAUAACUCUGAUGAAUUGUUUCUAAUGAUAAUAGCAGUUCCACUGUACUUUCUUCUUGCUUCACUUAUUUUUUGCGACACUUAGUUUUUGGAUCAUGUUUCUUGUUAGGGUAAAAAUUUCAGGUACUAAGAUAUUUUGUUUCAUUUUCCUUACAGGGGAAUCAUCAUUAUCGAAAGACAAAACUACAGGACCAUGGAAACAAGCCCAAGCAGCAGCAACAGCAUCGGCAAGCACUGGUAAGUAACAGCCAAUAUUGUCAACCAAAAUACACCAAAGACUAAGGGUCGGUUAUUUAAAUGAAGUCUAACUUAGGCCGCGGUUUAAGAAAGCAUUGGACCUCUGGGUGUCUUUGUUAGUGGGGUAAUUUAAGAAACUAAGUGCUUUUCCAGUCUGCACUAUAUGCUGUAUUGAAAUAGUUCACGAUAAAUGUAACCCUAUGGGGCUGUGCUCUAGCAGAGCCCGGUGGCCCCUGGCACCUAACUUUUGCCCUCAGGCAACUAGCAAAUCUCAGUUUUUUCAUACAAAUCAUAUGCUGGGCACCCUAGAUUUUACAGGUUCAUAGCACCAGGCGCCCUUCAAUUCUCCUUAGAGCACAGCCUUGCCCUAUUUGAGAAAGCCGGGCUUAAUGGAAAUAGCAUCGAGCCAAACGCAUUCUGAAACAUUGGAAUGAAUUUCAACGCAUUCCUAAUGCAUUUUGAAGGGUUAGUAAUGUUAUCCAAUGGAACCUUAAAAUGUUGAAAACCAUUUGAAAAUCAUUCGGAAGCAUUCAGGAAACAUUUUCAGAUGUUUGCAAAAUGUUUCAGUUUAACAUCAUUUCUUUGCAUAUUUGUCUGUCACGUUUUCGGGCGAGAGGUCACAUUUUGAAAUAUUAAACUUAAAGCAAACUUUGCUUCUUCUUAAUCGUGGAAUGGUGGUAAACGUAGGUACAUUGAUGAACUACUUCUUGAAUCCAGAAGUUACCGUAGAAAAGGCCAUAGUCCAUUGAAAUUCAGGGACAUUUGCACAGAAAUAUUUUGGAGAUAUGUCAGAGGACGUAUCUCAGAGUAAUAAACAAUAAAAAAUGUUACCAUGUAACCAAAUGAAAACGCAAUGAAAUACAUCAUUUCUCAAGAAGCACAUCUUCACUUCUCAUAAUAAGACUAGAAACCACAAUAUUUGUAUAACAGAUUUUUCUGCUCCAAAUCAACUUCUGCAAAACAUCAGCAUCGUUACUUUAAUCAAUAUACAUGUGCUAGAUAGGUAUGUGUCCCCCAGUAGAGUAUAGUUUUUGAAGGUCUCAAACCCUAGAUAGGGUAUUGUUAGCAUUUUGCUCCUGGAGUUAUCCUGGAGUGACAGAGUACAUAAAUUGUAUCUGCUAAAAUUCUGAGUACAUAAUAGCCUACAAACUGUCAGAAAAUCGUUUGAUGAUUAGAAUUUAAACAGGUGUGUGCAAGUGAGUUUUUGUUUUUCCCUUGAAUAUAUAUAUUUUUUUCGGUUUGGGCCUUAAAUGUGGUAUCAAUAUGAAUUUUUUUCUUUAAUUAGCAUCAGGGUUUAUUUACCUGAGUGGCUUUUUUGGGACAAGACUUGGGCGAAUUUUAGAUGAUGACUGGACUGUAUCUACAUCUACAUGUUACAGGAUUAAUAUUUUUUCUUUUGUUUAUUUGUAUUAAAUGUACAUAGCUGCACAACCAGCUGAAGAAGCUAAACCCGUAGGAGCAUACAGACCACCUGCUUACAGAGCUCCUGGGAGGAGGGGCCCAGCGACAAUGGGCAAGUCAAAAACACCAGAAAUUGAUAGCGAAAUUGCUUUUCCUUCUUUAUCAGCUUCCAUGGCAUCUGCUAAAGGGUGAGUUCUUCUUGAAAAAAUGGUGUCCUACAAGACAUGCUUAACAAAUACCUCUUAUUGGUGACAUACAAAAUACAUGUACAGUCUAACCUCUCCUUACGGACACCUCUAUAAUACAGACACCUCUGUAUUACGGACAGUUCAUUUGGUCCUAGAAAUGCCAAAAAUCAUACAUUCCCUACCUCUAUAAUAUGGACGCCUCUGUAAGCAGACACUUGGUUCUGUCCCUUUGGUGUCCGUAUUAAAGAGGUUUGACUGUAUUAGAUGUAUGGAGGACAGUGUGAACAAUAACGCAUCCUGGGUUGAAAGGAUUGAUAUAAUUGAACAGUAAAAAUAUUAGUAUUAGCAAGUAUAACAACUAAUGAUGCUCCUAUGCUUUGGUGACCUCAUGAAGCCAUUAUCAUGGAAUGAAUAAAAGAAAGAGAGUUUGAAAAGAGUAAAAGUUGUGUAAAUUUUCAUAACCUAGGCUAAGAUUGAAUCAGUUUGUACUCAUUCCUUGAUAAUGGCCUCAAGAGAUUGCCAAAACCUUGGGACAUUAAUAUUGUCUGUUUCUACUUGCUUACACUGUCUGUACCUCGAAAUCUAUUAAUGCAAAAAAUCAACAGCUCCCAAACAAAACAGAAGCAAGCAGUUUGUGCUUGCACUUUAAGUAAAGUGGCCCAUUUCUCAGAUUAUCACUGAGAUUCUUGAACAGAAUGUAUUGAAUAAUAUAAAAAUUUUAUUAUUAUUAAAUUCAGUUGUGUGAUUGACCUGCUAUUCCAAUUUCAGAAUUAGUAGAAUAAUAUUAUUAUUCUACUAAUUCUGAAAAUAGCGGCUCAAUCAAACACCUGAAAAUAAUAACUCAAUACACACUUCUUACAUAAAUGUUUUUAUUGAUUUUAUCAGUGAAAAGACCAGCAAUGGAGGAAAGAAUUUUGAAACUGUGAAACAUGGUUCACGAACUCUCACAAGCUUAGCUGAUCGGCGUCCAGAACUGGAUUUGGAAAAUAAAUUUGAUGCUCUAAGGAGAAGCUAAACUAACCUAAACCUUGGUACACGCUGAAUGCUCCAGCCCUAUGAAAUCCAGGAGAUACUUGGUGAUGUCUGGAGCUCUAAGAAUGAUGCUCUCAUUCAAUGAUUAUGUUAUUUUUAAAUUCUAUUUUCUUUUGACCUUCAAGGCAGUUUCUUUUAAUAUGUUUGGAGACAAACAUUUUUCAUUCCCGCAUUUAGAACAGAAGAACUGAACUGUUUAAAUAUGGCUGAAAAGGGAGUAAGAUCACAAUUUCCUUGCAAAUGUGGAUAGCCAAAAGGACUGUUUUGCAGUCUAAACUGCGUGUAAAAAUCAUAGUAAUUUGUGCAUUGGACAUUGUUAUAAUAUUAUUUGUAUCUAAGUGCUUUCUAUUCCAAGCUGUCAAGUCGCUUUUCAAGGUAACAAUAUAGGAACAAACAAUAAAUUGUUGGGCGAGGCUGAAUAUCAUAAUUAUAAAGAAUUAUGCAGAUCAAAUAAUAGUGUUAAACACUCUCUAACUGAUAAUCAUUGUUAUUUUUUCAUUAUUAUUUAUUCAAAUUAUUUCCAUGCUAAAAAUCCUUAUAUUAAUGUACAAUUGUUUUUAUAAAACAAUUGCCUGUUACUCAGUAGUUUUAACAUACUGCAGUGUACUUAAUGUGUAACUUCUUUUACAAUCAUUUCAUCUACACUUCAGAGUAUGUGUUUUAACUCUUUUUGGCAUUUUUAUGCUCUCCAGAUACCAAACUCAGCUACCUUUGUCUGAAGUGCACCUUCUUUCCAUGUAAUUUUGGACCAAAAACAUGUUGUCAGUAGGCCAUUUCUGAGUUCCAAAAAUCCUUACUUUCAAAACGAGGCUAAGUGCAAAAACUUCCUUCUGAUAAUGAGUUUUAUCAUUCGUUGCAAAUUUUUCUUCCUUUUCAUUGGCCGAGAGCUCACCUCGUGACCUGCAAAUAAGUGCCUACAAAUAAUGGUCUGCUCAUGCGCACUGUCAUCCAACUUUGUUUGGCUGCAAAUAAUAGUCUUCUUAUGUGUAAAUGAAACCACGCUUUUCUCCUUGUUGCCAUUGCUCUCGAGUGAAAAUGGCAGAUUGCUUCACUUCCCGAAGAUAUUCCUUAAAAAAACAAACUCAGUGAUGAAUGAUAAAGCAAUAAUUAUUGAAGUUGGGUAUCGCAAAAUAUCGUGUUUUAUCAGUGUCUCACAGAUCAAUUAUUUACCUCAGCCCUCGGCUUCGGCAAAUAAUUGAUCUGCCCGCCACUGACAAAUCAGGAUAUUUUGCUCAACCUCGUUUAAUAAUAGUUCAUUAUUUGCAUGAGAAUUAAUAAAAGAACAUGUCCACGUCAACGGCUUCGCCCUUAGCCUUGAUGUGAAACAGAGGCGUGGAGCAACUCGGAAGUGGCCUAUUAUCUAAUAACAUUGGAUACUUGACAUACUGUAAGGCAAAUCUCCCAAUUUUUAGCUCGUGAAUACAGCCUUCUCUCCUUGCUUCUCGCCGCUAGAGACAUCCCUAUUUAUAGUAACGAGUGGUAAUGAGUGGAGAUGAAUGUAUUCACAGGCUACCCAAUUUUAGCCUGUACUGCAUGUACGUAGCUUGUGAUGAAAACUUUUGUGGGGGAUCUAAACCAAUCGAAAACAGAGAAAUACUUUGAAUAAAUAAUCCUUGUUAUUAGCUUAGAAAUGUAGUUAUCAUUAUUGAUAUAAUUAUUGGAUGAGGUUGAGAAGAUAGUUGAUAGUAAUUGGAUUCAGCUUUCAUAUGAUCUGAAGAAUUCUGUCGAUCAAGGGCCUGAAACAGAAUCCAAUUUUUGUUUUAUUUUUUCAUUGCAACGAAUUCUUACUUAAAAACAUGCUUACCUAGAUCGACGUCAUUUAUCUUUUCCCCGGACAAUUCAGGAUAUAAAGGGAGCUUCAGUCUAGCAUAUAUUCUCAAAAUAGCAGAUGUCAUAAGUUUACACUGUAGUUGUAUUGCUGGUUUUGCUAUGUUUAUAGGCAGAAAUUCGGGUGUAUCUUCCUCUCCAAAGUGGAUAUUUCGGCCAUUUUCUGCGGCUCUAAGAAAACAACUGAACUAAUGCAAAUUUGUCUAUUUUGAAGGAAUAAUAAUGAAAGAUAACAAGGCAUAGGUCUAUGUUGUUUUGAUCAGGUGGAUAACACAAACUAAUGCUUUGCAAUCCCCAGUAUCGUGUAACUGAAUACACCAUUUGUAUGCUCAUUCCUAAACAUUAUUUUUGUACAUCACAAAGUGUGCCCAAAAAUUAAAAAUCAAUAACACAUCAACUUCUAUACGACUUUGUUUUAAGCUUACAGCUAACAAAUACUAAACGUUUCCACACAAAUUUCAAGCUUUUAUUUUUGAAAACUUAAAGCAGGUUUUUAAUUCUCUCUUUGCAUGGAACCAUGAUGAAAAUUGCUCGCGGCGGCUAGUUAUGCGGUAGCUUUAAAACACUAUUGCCAAGAAAAUAGUGUCAUUUUUCACUGCGCUUAAAGUAUUCUGUAGAUUAAAGCAACGCAUCAAAAGAGUAUCAGCUGAAAUAAGGCAAAUAAGCAGUGUGCCUGACUAGCCUAUGAAAAUCUAGUGACAGGAGUGCAUAAUAAAAAGUG